UUGGCCUGGUCCCCCGACAACUGGCACCCUUUGAAAGGUGCUCCGGCGAACCUUCGGUGCCCUCCGCUCGCGCUCCCGCCCGCCGCCGUCAACAGCAAACCUAACCAGCUAGCCAUGUCCUCCCCAAACUUUGGCUUCUCUCCGUGGAGGAGGAGAGCUUCAUCCUUGAGCUCCCAGAGAACCGGCGAAAACAACUCCGAGAACCCGCUCCUCAGCCCUGGCCGAACUUCUCAUCUCGCUGGCGCAGAUGCCAGAAACCUGUCGUCUUCCUUGAGCUCGAGUCACCGAGAACCGAUCCCUCCCCAGGAUAGCGCCCAGUAUGCUCGCAGCGUGCGCGAAGAUACCGCAGAGCUCGCCUCGUACCUCCUGUCGGACAAGAAGACCGGCCAGAGCCCGUCAUUUCUUUCGCGUCAACGAUCACAGAAUUCGCAACUUGCUCGGGAGACGGCAGUUUCAGACACCGAGGAGGACGAGGCAGGAAGCGCGCAUAUCAACAGCUCCGACACAAUUCAAGAAGUCUCUGAGCCUUCAUCACCGGAGGAGGAUUUGGAAGGACUACCGGAGGACGGUCCCUCAAUCUUGACGAGCUUGCUGAAGAGGUCACCACCCCAAUCGCACCGAGAGCCCUCACCCGACCCUCAACCCCGCCCCGAACAAUCCGAACCAGACACCGUCGAAUCGAAGCCGAAGCGAUCGCCGUCCAGAGAAAGGCACGAACCAGAACCGCAGCCGUCAAACGGCGCCGCUGCGGAGGAACCGACCGAGCGCACGCCCCUCAUACCCAGACUUUCGUCUGACAGCUAUGAGACAAACGGAAGCACCAACGGUGUCGACGUGGAAGGGCAGAAGCAGAUGCCCAAGAAGCAAUGGUUCCGCGGUUUGAAGGAUUUGACGGUUAAUGUUGAGGAUCACAUUGUCCACGGCGUCCAGGUCGUAACAAGCCCCAAAAUUUGGGACCGGAAAGUUAUUUGGCAGAAUGCUAUCGUAGCUCCGGUGUCGUGUUUGCCUGCCGUAAUAGUUGGAUUGUUGCUCAAUGUUCUUGAUGCUUUGUCUUACGGCAUGAUUUUGUUCCCCCUUGGCAAGCCCAUUUUCGCUGGUCUUGGCUCGGCUGGAAUAUCCAUUUUCUAUGUCAGCACCAUCGUCUCGCAAUUGACGUUUUCCUUUGGUAGUAUCUUCAAGGGUGGCGUCGGCUCAGAGCUUAUCGAAGUCGUGCCCUUCUUCCAUAACAUGGCCCAGACGAUCACUGAUCACAUUGGUGAAGACAAGCCUGAUGCCGUGAUUGCGACGACGAUUGUUUCCUAUGCAAUCAGCUCGAUGAUGACAGGAACGGUUUUCUAUCUUAUGGGCAAGUUCAACUUCGGUUACAUGGUCGGCUUCAUCCCGAGGCACAUCUUGAUUGGCUGCAUCGGAGGUGUUGGUUGGUUCCUGGUAGCCACAGGAUUCGAGGUCUCAGCCCGCAUGGACGGUAGCCUCGAGUACGACCUCGAUACCCUGCAUAAGCUGUUCCAGACCGAUACAAUCCCUCUGUGGGUUACACCACUGAUUCUUGCCAUCAUCCUCUUUUACAGCCAAGCCAAAGGAGCCUCGAAAUACUUCUUGCCGCUGUACAUCAUCUCAAUUCCCAUUGUCUUCUACUUCUUUGUAUUUUCUUUGGAUGCGCUAGAGCCCGAUUCUCUGCGCGACCAUGGCUGGAUCUUCGAGGGGCCUCCCGCGGACGAGCCAUGGUGGUACUUUUACACGUUGUACAAAUUCAACCUCGUCGAGUGGGACGCCGUGCUCGAGACCAUUCCGGCCAUGCUUGCCCUGACCUUCUUCGGCAUCCUCCACGUUCCUAUCAACGUCCCCGCUCUAGCUUUGCAGACUGGCGAGGACAAUGCCGAUCUCGACCGCGAGCUGAAGCUUCACGGCUGCUCCAACUUUAUCUCGGGACUUGCUGGCAGUAUUCAGAACUACCUGGUCUACGCCAACACUGUUUUCUUCAUGCGGUCUGGCGGAGACAGCAGGCUUGCUGGAAUCAUGCUGGCAGCCUUGACUUUCGGUGUGAUGAUCAUCGGACCCAAGAUUAUUGGCUUUAUCCCCAUUAUGAUGGUCGGCACUCUCAUCUUCGACCUUGGCUUUGAACUUCUCCUUGAAGCUGUUUGGCUGCCGAGGAAGAAGCUCAAGCUGGCGGAAUACCUGACGGUUAUCGUGAUUGUACUUGUUAUGGGCAUUUACGACUUUGUCAUCGGUAUUGGCGUGGGCAUUCUGCUCGCCUUCAUUUCACUCAUCAUUCAAACCUCGAGAGUUCCUGCCGUCCGAGCGAGCUACACGGGCGAGAUUGUUGGUUCUACCGUGCGCAGGAACCCCUCGCAGCACCACUACCUUCAGGAAGUCCGUCGGCAGAUCUACAUUGUCAAGCUCACGGGCUUCCUCUUUUUCGGAACUGUCGUCAGCGUCGAGGAAAAGAUCCGAGCGUUGAUCGACGACAGGGCUUUCGCACAACGGCCCAUCAAAUAUCUCAUCCUUGAUCUGUACCACGUCACAGGCUUGGAUUACUCUGCUGGUGAAGCUUUCAAUACCAUCAGCAGACUUCUGGAUAACAAGGGCAUUAUUCUUGUUAUCAGUGGAAAGGACGCAGAGAGCGAGGUUGGUCGGAACCUGAGGCAAGUGGGACUAGGCGACGACGAUAUCGAAGUCACAUUGCUUCCAGACCUCAACUCAGCUCUCGAAAGUUGCGAAAACGAAUUAUUGAAGACUCUAUACGCGAGCCAGGACGAACUUCGCAGAGAUAACCGCCACGCACCGACGGCAAACCUCGAAAUACCGGCGAAAUCAGACGGGCCGUCCUUUGAUGUCGUGAUCAACUCUCCGAGACGUAGCCACCUCUACGAAGCCGCCAGAAACGCGCUGGCGAACACCGAACCCCUGGGAACGACGAAAUGGCAGAGCUUUAAGGAGCCUCUGCGGUUGAUGUUGCAGAUCUUCCAAGGGCUCAGCGAGAAGAACGAAGACUUUUGGUUCAGGGCCGUCGGGUACUUCGUCAGGAAGGAGUACCCGGCAGGCACUGUCCUCUUCACGAGAGGAGACGUCGCGAAGGGCUUUUACCUCGUCGAGAAGGGCAUCCUCCGCUGCGACUACGACCUGCCACAGGGCUCUCUCACGGAGAGCAUCGUGGCGGGCACGACGUGCGGCGAGCUGCCCUUCUUCUCGGAGACGGACCGCACGGCCACCGUGACGGUGGACAGAGACUGCGUCGUGUGGAGGUUGGACAAGCAGGGCUGGGAGCGGCUGCAGAAGGACCAGCCGGACGUCGCGCAGGAGCUGUUGAGGAUGUCGCUGAAGCUGACGAGCGAGAGGAUGACCUCUAUCACGUCCUACAUUCUGACCAUGGCUGGAUGA
Molecule: messenger RNA, 3378 nt
Organism: Colletotrichum karsti
Lineage: Eukaryota; Fungi; Ascomycota; Sordariomycetes; Glomerellales; Glomerellaceae
Product: sulfate transporter family protein
Exons: 6
Cellular component (GO): membrane
Source: RefSeq, a predicted model, not a curated record